Lineus longissimus is the source of this 837-nucleotide messenger RNA. Its product is annotated as melanopsin-like. Gene Ontology annotation, cellular component: plasma membrane. Gene Ontology annotation, molecular function: G protein-coupled receptor activity. The record is from RefSeq and is a predicted model, not a curated record. Lineage: Eukaryota; Metazoa; Nemertea; Pilidiophora; Heteronemertea; Lineidae. The transcript is spliced from 3 exons. Gene Ontology annotation, biological process: G protein-coupled receptor signaling pathway. The coding region runs from base 1 to 837 and encodes 278 amino acids.
AUGACUGGACUUGCGUGUGCAGAUACGAUGGUCCUCAUAGAGGCCGUGUGGGGACACGUUUUGAUCUUCUGGAAGUCCGAAAAACCAACAGAAUUUGAAAUGCAACUAAUGUGGUUCGAAGCCUGGGCCUUCGGAAUCUUGUCAGGAUUCUAUCUGACGGAGAUGACCAUUGACAGAUUGAUCGUAGUCAGAUUCCCAUUGGCCGCUCCCUCAAUCUGCACGACGAGACGGGCAAAGUUUACCGUCGCUAUCACAUUCCUUUUCGCGAUGGCGCUGAACAUCUAUAUCUUCUUUACGUUUAAGUAUGUGAAAGAGGAAGGGGGUGAAGGAGAGGUUAUUCGGAUGUCCGUUGACGACAAAGCCUUGGAGACAUUUGGGAUGUUGGUGCCACUUAUUUUCGGUACCUUCCUACCAUUUGCCAUCAUUGUAUUCUGUAAUAUCUGGAUUAUCUAUACCCUUCACGCGGCAUCCAAGAAGAGUGUGGCAAUGGGAGUUGGCCAGGACGGGCAGAAAUCCAGAGAGAAGGAGGCCCGUUAUCUCACCAAGAUGCUCAUCAUAGUUUGUUUUGCGUAUGUUGUCACAUCGAUCCCGUACAGACUACACGAUCUCCUCAUGGGAGUCCCGAGUAUUAGUGCCCAUUACGAUUUGAGCGACCCCUAUUGGAGGUUGAGGUACAGUGCGCAAAACUACAUCCUGCACCACUUGUGGGAAUGGAACUAUGCAGUGAACUUUUAUCUCUAUUGUAUCGGAGGGGGCAAGAGAUAUCGCCAGGACGUGCGAAUUAUACUGGAAAGGAUCAUGUUUUACCUCAGGACGGCAAAGAAGGGAAGAAAUUAA